Ilex paraguariensis (yerba mate) is the source of this 2091-nucleotide messenger RNA. NCBI's taxonomy places the organism in Eukaryota, Viridiplantae, Streptophyta, Magnoliopsida, Aquifoliales, Aquifoliaceae. The record is from the annotation of a GenBank genome assembly.
UCCUCACUUACCCAGAUUCAGGGUUUUGCCAAUUUGGAGUUCAUAGUUCGAUUGCUAAUCCCAGGAAGAGGCCGAGAGAGAUCGAUGGCUAAUAGGAAUCUGGAGAAAUUGGCAUCGAUCGACGCACAAUUGAGGCUUUUGGUACCUGGGAAAUUGUCUGAAGAUGAUAAGCUUGUGGAGUAUGAUGCUCUGUUGUUAGAUCGGUUCCUUGACAUUCUUCAGGAUUUGCAUGGAAAUGAUCUCAAGGAAACGGUGCAAGAUUGUUAUGAACUUUCAGCUGAGUAUGAAGGGAAGCAUGAUCCUAAGAAGCUGGAGGAGCUUGGAAAUGUAUUGACAAGUUUGGAUCCAGGAGACUCCAUUGUCAUUGCUAAAGCUUUCUCUCACAUGCUUAACUUGGCCAACUUGGCUGAGGAGGUUCAGAUUGCUUACCGUCGACGGAUCAAGAAGUUGAAAAAGGGCGAUUUUGUUGAUGAGAACUCUGCAACAACUGAAUCAGACAUUGAAGAAACUCUGAAGAGACUUGUGGUGGACCUGAAGAAGUCUCCUGAAGAAGUUUUUGAUGCACUGAAGAAUCAAACUGUGGACCUAGUUUUCACUGCCCAUCCAACCCAAUCAAUCCGCCGAUCAUUGCUUCAAAAGCAUGCUAGGAUACGGAAUUGUUUGGCCCAGUUAUAUGCCAAAGACAUUACACCUGAUGAUAAGCAGGAACUUGAUGAGGCUCUACAAAGGGAGAUUCAAGCUGCCUUCCGUACUGAUGAGAUCCGAAGGACUCCACCAACCCCACAAGAUGAAAUGCGAGCUGGAAUGAGCUACUUCCAUGAAACAAUUUGGAAGGGUGUUCCUAAAUUUUUACGCCGUGUUGAUACAGCUCUUAAGAACAUAGGGAUAAAUGAGCGUGUUCCUUACAAUGCUCCCCUUAUUCAAUUCUCUUCUUGGAUGGGUGGUGAUCGUGAUGGUAAUCCAAGGGUAACUCCCGAGGUCACGAGGGAUGUCUGCUUAUUGGCCAGAAUGAUGGCUGCUAACUUAUACUAUUCCCAGAUAGAGGACCUCAUGUUCGAGUUGUCUAUGUGGCGUUGCAAUGACGAGCUUCGAGUUCGAGCGGAUGAACUCCAUAGAUCCUCAAGGAAAGAUGCAAAACACUACAUAGAGUUUUGGAAGCAAGUUCCACCAAGUGAACCUUAUCGGGUUAUUCUUGGUGAUGUGAGGGAUAAGCUAUAUCAGACACGUGAACGAUCUCGUCAUUUAUUAGCCCAUGGGUUAUCUGACAUUCCCGAAGAGGCAACUUACACCAAUAUCGAGGAGUUCUUGGAGCCUCUUGAACUCUGCUACAGAUCUCUAUGUGAUUGUGGGGACCGGUCCAUUGCUGAUGGAAGUCUUCUUGAUUUUCUGAGGCAAGUGUCCACUUUUGGACUCUCACUUGUGAGACUUGACAUAAGGCAAGAGUCAGACAGGCACACUGAUGUCAUAGAUGCCAUUACGAAGCAUCUAGAAAUUGGUUCCUAUCGAGAAUGGUCCGAAGAACGCAGGCAGGAAUGGCUUUUAUCUGAACUCAGUGGCAAGCGGCCACUAUUUGGACCCGAUGUUCCAAAAACUGAAGAAAUCGCUGAUGUUUUGGACACACUUCAUGUCAUAGCAGAACUCCCGCCAGACUGCUUUGGAGCUUACAUCAUUUCUAUGGCGACAGCACCAUCUGAUGUGCUUGCAGUUGAGCUUCUACAGCGUGAAUGCCGUGUGAAGCAGCCACUAAGGGUCGUUCCUCUGUUUGAGAAACUCGAUGAUCUAGAGGCUGCUCCUGCUGCCGUUGCACGGCUUUUCUCAAUUGAUUGGUACAGGAACCGUAUUAAUGGUAAACAAGAAGUCAUGAUCGGGUACUCGGACUCUGGUAAAGAUGCCGGGCGGCUUUCAGCAGCCUGGCAGUUAUAUAAGGCUCAAGAGGAACUUAUAAAAGUUGCAAAGCAUCACGGCAUAAAGCUAACCAUGUUCCAUGGUCGAGGUGGGACAGUGGAAGAGGAGGUGGCCCCACCCAUCUUGCUAUAUUGUCUCACCUCCAGAAACAAUUCAUGGGUCACUCCGUGUUACAGUUCAGGGUGA